Messenger RNA from Photinus pyralis (common eastern firefly), 3350 nucleotides. RefSeq lists its product as uncharacterized. Lineage: Eukaryota; Metazoa; Arthropoda; Insecta; Coleoptera; Lampyridae. Gene Ontology annotation, cellular component: extracellular region. The transcript is spliced from 6 exons. Gene Ontology annotation, molecular function: chitin binding. The record is from RefSeq and is a predicted model, not a curated record. The coding region runs from base 80 to 3094 and encodes 1004 amino acids.
AGUGCAAGUGAUGUAUAUUAGCGCUAUAGUAAUGACCUAAAAAUUUCUGUGAAUAUAAAGUAGCGUUAAUUUGCAGAUUAUGAUAAUUUUUAUAUUCCUAUUGUGUGUUUCCAUUCAUAUACCAGCCGUAAAGGCAUCAGAAGUGAUGGCGAAAUACAACUACAGAUUAGGAUUAGCUGUCAUAUUCCUCGUUGCGUUUUCGAUGAAAAAAGACGGUGUCAAAGGGUUAAAAACCGGCGAUACGACAUUGCUCCACAAAACGGACUACAGAGAAAGACGCGAUGCUGGUGAUUAUCAAAUGGAUGGUAUACCGAGUGUUGAUUUUCCCACAUACUCCCAUAUACCUAAAACGAAAUUUAGUUGUCGUGGCUUGGACGCUGGAUAUUAUGCGGACCUUGAAACUGAUUGCCAGGUAUUUCACAUUUGCGAUGAAGGAAGAAAACUGUCGUUUUUAUGUCCAAAUGGUACAGUAUUUCAACAAGGAGAAUUGAUAUGUGACUGGUGGUAUAAAGUGAACUGCACGUCAGCUCCAUCAUUGUAUGAAGAAAGCGCGGAAAUUUUACAUAGGGAAACUGUUAAAAGGAAAUCUAACAGGCGAAAUAAUGGUGGCACAAAACAGGCGGUAUUUUCUAGUAGAGAGGAAUAUGAUAGCAGUGGAGAAAAUCCCAAAAAUUCAUUAUCAAUUACCACAGAGUCACUUCCUCGGAAACACACCUCAAGAGCUGAUAGAAAGUUUGACGCAAUUAGGUAUGACAUAUCUCGAAACUCCAUAGAACCCUUCAGCUAUCGGAACGACCCCACAACCGAAAAGUAUUCGCCGAAACCUACGCUUAGUCAUCAAGUCCAAGACGUAGAUAAUACACAUUCGCUUAAGGAAUUGGGGAUUGUCAUUGGCCCCAACAAUGAUCUACCUUUGAAAAGUACUGGACCCGAAUUCGAGGGUAAACUGCGAGUGAGCUCGUAUGGGGAAGCGCUUACUCCUCCUCACUCGGCCGAGGCACAGGAGGUUCAAGAGACAGCUUCGUUCGUCACGAAUUCACGUAAUCGGUUACCUACCAGUGGGAAAAUAUACGCGAAUCACCGCGAGUCUUAUUCGGAUGUCAAACCCCGCCCCUACUAUCAGAAACCAUUUAGUAAACUUCCGGAUAAACCGUUUUAUGGAUCUUCCAUUAGUGCGCACGUGCUUUCAACGGUGCCAGUUUCAUCCAAUUUGGGCAAAUUUCAUUCGCCCACCACCGAAACUAAUCGUUUUAAUGUAGAGGGACGAUUUAGUUACAGUUUUAAAGCGGAUUUGCCUCUACGAAAUAAAGUUGAAGUGACUUCAACGACAACCCUUUCGCCAACAAAAUAUCAGUUCACCAAUAUCCCCCAACCUAAUACCCUAUCACUUCAGGUCAGUGAAGAUACUGAGAACAAAAUCAAAGACAGUCAAAAAAUGAACCUCACACCUACGCCAGAAGAAAAAGUGGCCUUGAAUGUAACUGAAGUACCCCAAAUCCUGAGCACAUCAACAGAAUCCGCCAACGAAAUAACCACACAAUCGAAGGUUGACCCUGGUGGUUUCGCAAUUUUUCAACCAAUGCCAUUUUCGGUCAAUCCAGUGUCGGGGCAAUCCACGAGUUUUCGCCCUAUCCAAGCAACACCGAAAAAUCCUUUCAUUAUUGAAGUUGCACCAGACGUAAUUCAACCAACUCAACCCACGCCUUUCGCAACCUCCCCCAACUUUAGCCAGGUUGAGGAAAAUAUCAACAACAUGAUUGGAUCCUUAAUGAAUAUGCUGCAUCACAACAACAAGAAACGCGUGGAAGAAUCCGCAACAUCACGCCCAGGUUUAGCGAUUCCGCCAUCUUCCGGCCCGCAAACGUUACACACUCUCGCGAUAUACUUCGCAAAUGCUUUAGAUAACCUAACCUCUAACACCACCGAACCAGCCAGUACCACACCAACAACGCCAACGGAAGACAUUCUUAAGGAUCUUUUGACGCAGAUGACACGUAAUAAUUAUGACAAUCUCUUUGGAAGGAACAUGAUGGAGACAACAACAACUUCAGUAGAUAACAAUGAGAACAAAGACGAACUAAACCUGAUCGAUAACGUUCCAAACGUGCGCGUCUUGGCCCGUGUCUUUACGGAAGCGCUAUCUGCGUACUUGGAAGAUCCCGAAACGUUCAAGAAGGUGCUUUUAGAAGUAAGACCAACGGAACCACCCCCGUCCCACAACGAGGCUACGGAAAGUGAUGAUGACGAAGUUCUGAAUUACUCUGAUUCCGAUUUGAAACCCGACCACCCUUACCUUCAUACAACCGAAAAUCCCGCAAGCGCCACUUGGGGUUACAUACUUGCACUUAACACAACCGAAGAUCCUCCUCGAAAUUCCAUAACCGAAAGUGAGAACCUUCACAGCGCCGACUCCCAGUCGUUCAUCUCCCAACUGAAUAAGAUAUCGGAAGAAUCAAAGGGCAGCCAGGAACCCAACGCGCUUGGUAUCCCACUACCGACCAAUCACUGGACGUCAUCGAAGGACGUUGAAAAACUUUGGCAGAAAACGUUGUCGAUUAAUCCGGCCGAUCUCAAUCACAAUCUCGAUUCGGCAAGCGUCGAAGGUGACGACGCCAGUAUCGGUUCCGAGGAAAUAUCGGACGAAUCAAACGGAUCGCGGAUAAAUUACGAUUUGCGAUCGCUUCCAAAACUGCAGCUCAAUUCGACGCAAGUCCAUGGCAUCCUUAUCGAUUUUAUGCACGCGAAUCAUUCGCAAGGCUCUGAAAGGCUCCAAAGGAUCCUGAACAAGCUGAAUAUAAGCCAGAACGAAUUUCUGGAGAAAAUGCACGAGGUUGAGGGCAACCCGUUUACUCGUCGGUUAAUUUUACUGUUAAUUAAUGAAUGUAAUUCGUCCAUCGAGGGUGUUGAGGGGCGCGGGUUGUCCGCUGAAGAGGUGGAUACUGAACCGUCGGAUGCCGACGCCGUUGCUGUUUCGACCGAGACCAAUAUUGUUAAGAGGGUGACGCAAAGUCCUCGAAAUGAAGAGGAGGAGGAUACGCGAGCAUUACAGUUACUAAAUUCCCUUUAUGUGAUAGCCUCAAAAUUUGGUAAAUAAUAAUCGAUGUGCUCAUAUCUUUUCAAGCUGUGUGAUUGUAUAAGAAAAACAAAACGGAAAUGUUUCUAUUAUUUAUUCAAUCAGUGUAUAUAAUUGUGUCUGCUUUCAUAUUUUGUACAUAAUAUAUAAGGUCCCAGUACUUUAGGUAUUUAUAGGGCGAGUUCGGAUGCAUAUCCCUUCUAAAUGUAACUGUAAAUCUUACUUAGAACGGAAUAUGCGUCUGCACUCGAUCAAGGAGAACACUAUGUGUAUAUAA